AAACCACUGACUUGCGGUCCAAGACACGUCAACCUUGCGGCUCUCAAAACUUGCCGUCGUCCUCCUCAGACUUCUUCUCUUCGCCAUGCCCCUGUGGUCGCGAGUGGUGUCUAUAUCAAUGGAGAGCGCGACCAAAAGAAGACACGCUCAUCCUUCCUAUACUCCCUCGCCAUGCUCCUGAGGACCUACCGGGGCCGCCGCUCACGGAAGCGCCGCAUCCUCUAUGCAAUACUAUACAUCCUCCUGGGCUUCUUCACCUACGACCUCCUCACGAUCCUCAAACACUACCGCGAGUUCUCCAGAAGCCUCCUCUCCCACACCUACAGCGAAUUCUCGACCCUCCCCUCGCCGGUCCAAAACCAAAAGAUCUUCAUCGUCGCACAAUUCUGGACUAAUGCCGCCGUGAUACAUGACCGAUGGGGCCAGGCCCUGCUCGACCUGGUCGGUGUAUUGGGCAAAGAGAACGUCUACAUAUCAAUCUAUGAGUCGGGCAGUCUCGACAACACCAAGGAGAUUUUGAGAAUCCUUGACUCGGUGCUGGGAGAGAGCAACAUCCCACGCACCAUCGUUCUCGACGACACCACCCAUGCCGACGAGAUCAACGCGGGACCUCUUGACGACCAGGGUCACCCGCGGCCGGGUUGGAUUCAGACCACGACCGUCGGUGCAGGGAAAGAGAUGCGCCGCAUCCCCUACCUCGCCCGCUUGCGCAACAAAUCGCUCGAGCCUCUCUUCGCCCUGAAAUCGUCGGCGCUACAGUCCCAGACCUUUGACAAGGUUUUGUUCCUGAACGACGUCGUCUUUCGCCCCUCGGACGUCCUCUCCCUCCUCGCCACGAACCAAGGGUCCUACUCGGCCGCGUGCGCCAUGGACUUCCACUACCCCCCGGACUACUACGACACGUUCGCCCUGCGCGACGCAGACGGCUACGGCACCAUCCACACCAAGUUCCCCUACUUCCGGUCCCAGGAUUCCCGCGAGGCCCUCCUGGCCGGGCGCGCCGCAAAGGUCCAAUCCUGCUGGAACGGCAUGAUCGCCAUGGACGCCGCCCCGUUCUACGAGGGUCUGCGCUUCCGCGCCCUGAGCGACAGCCUGGCCAGCAAGCACCUCGAGGCCAGCGAGUGCUGCCUCAUCCACACCGACAUGACGACCCGACACCUGGGCGAGAGGGGGGUUUACGUGAACCCGGCGGUGCGCGUGGGGUACACGAUCCGCGCGUACAACAUGACGCACGACGGGCCGGAGCGGACGUUCGUCUCCGCCACGCAGUACGUAAAGGGCGUCUGGGCGAACCGGGCGCUGCGAAACCUCCUCCCAGCCGCGACCCAGAUGAUGAAGGAGGUCGACCGGAAACUCCAGCGCUGGAAGAAGGAAGGGGAGAACUCGCUCGAAAAGAGGGAAGAGUCCGGCGAGCUUUGUAUCAUCGACGAAACUCACAUUUUGAUUUCGAAUGGGUGGAAGCAUGUCUGAAAAAACGGCCCAUCAGCGAGGUGUUUAACAUUUCUUUGGCGAUGGGUUCUCUUGAUCGCGGCCCUGCCUGUUUCGUCACUAUACCUUUUUCCUAUUUUUUUUCGUUUUCUCUUGCGGCGAGGCAUGAAUUUUUAUCAAGGAUGAAUAUAUAGACAAACUUUUUGUAUACUUUUAGGUAUCUAUAGGUCGGUCAUCCCAUCGGGCAAAGGUUGCAUAUAUAGAAGGAGCGAGGAAAAAAAGGAAAUGGAAAAACGAGAAAAUCUAUCAAUAAAACAUCG
This is a messenger RNA of Exophiala oligosperma, 1748 nucleotides long. RefSeq lists its product as uncharacterized. The record is from RefSeq and is a predicted model, not a curated record. The transcript has a single exon. The coding region runs from base 172 to 1470 and encodes 432 amino acids. Lineage: Eukaryota; Fungi; Ascomycota; Eurotiomycetes; Chaetothyriales; Herpotrichiellaceae.